Molecule: messenger RNA, 771 nt
Organism: Funneliformis caledonium
Lineage: Eukaryota; Fungi; Glomeromycota; Glomeromycetes; Glomerales; Glomeraceae
Source: the annotation of a GenBank genome assembly
AUGCAAACAAAACUUCAUUGGUUAUUUUUGUUACUAUAUCAUUCUAUUGCAGUUACUACUAGAGUCAAGCGUGAAGUAUUCCCAAAACAUCAAAGAAAUGCCAAUAUACAAUGUUAUCGCCCAUCAGAUUUAGAUUAUAUUGGACAACCUGUUGUUUUAUACCAUGAAGUUUUCUCGCAAUUUCUCAGAGAUUGUUCAACCAUUGAAGUGGAUAUAGAAAUAUGUAAAGAAGUUCUUUCUUUUGUGAAGUUUUUCCAGAAAGGGAUUAAUGGUAGUCCACAGAAUAAUGGAUAUAUAUUUGGGUCAAAAGUUAUAAAUAAAAUCAAUAUAGAUAUUCCAAUAGUCAUCCAUGAUAUAAAAAAUGAAAUUUUCACAGGUAAAUGGGAAGAAAAGCCUAAAAAAUAUAAAGCAAUUUUAAAUAUAUCUGCUUGUCCAGCAUUUUUAUUAUAUUUAGCAGGACCAUGGCUAUGCAUUUCUGAUUCUGUAAAAGUGGAUAACCUUAUAAAUAUGAUUUCUAUAGUCCCUAUAAUGGAUUUCACACAGCUUACACAAAUUGCUAGGAUAUUUACUGCCCUACGUAAAUCUUUCAGAAGUCUUAUUGAUUAUUGUACUAACUUGCAACCUAAACCUUAUGAUGUUGAUACCAAGAUCUAUUUUCUCUUUCCAACUACCUUCAAUGAUGUACCAUUCACUUAUAUUUCAUAUAUUCAACCACUUGUUUUGACUGCAGAAGCUAACAACCAGAAAAUUAUUAUUAAAUUUGUUCAAUGA